UGUGGUGGGGGGGGGUCCCAGCUGCAGGAUGGAGGUGAAGGUGCAUGUGGACGGGGUUCCCCGGGUGGUCUGUGGGGUCACGGACAGCACCACCUGCCAGGAGGUGGUCAUCGCUCUGGCUCAAGCCCUCAGUCGCCCCGGACGCUACACCCUCCAGGAGAAGUUCAAGGACUUCGAGCGCUGCGUGGCCCCCGGAGAGCGGCUCCUGGAGGCCCUGCACAAGUACGGGGAGCACGGCAAGGAGGUGCAGCUCACCCUCCUCCUCAACCACAGACCCCCGCUCCUCUGGGACCCGGCGCCCGGCGGCAGACCCCCGGACCCCCAAGACCCGCCCGGCCCCCCGCUGAGACGGAGGAGACCCGACCCGCGGUCCGGGACCCGGAAGGGCGGCGGCCCGCUCGCCAGCUCCGCCCAUCGCCAGAGUCUGCCGGUGCUGACCCGGCUGCGGCAGGAAGAGGAAGAGGAGGGGCCUCUGGAGGAAGUCAAGAGGCCCAAGAGGAAGUCGUUGACGCUGAUGGACGCCUGGGGGUGGCUGGGGAGUCUGGGCCGCGGCCGGCUCCACUACUGCGUCAGCGACCCGGAGGGGAACAAGAUGACCGGGAAGGAGGGUACCGGCAACCUUCCGGAGGGCUCCGUCUGCUACGUUCCGGUUGCUUCCGGUUCCGUCGGGUCCCAGGAGGCCUCGGGCCAGGAGGGUUUCCUGAGCCGCGUCAGGAGGCGGAAGAGACAGAGCAGGGAGCGCCGAGCGUCCUGCUGCGGCACGGCCGAGAACGGCCCUGAUGAACCGCGCUUCAGGAAGUCAUUCCUAGGGGCCAAAGACCAGACCCUAGGGGCCAAAGACCAGACCCUAGGGGCCAAACACCAGACCCUAGGGGCCAAAGACCAGAACCCAGGGGCCAAACCCCAGACCCUAAGGGCCAAAGACCAGAACCCAGGGGCCAAAGACCAGACCCUAGGGGCCAAAGACCAGACCCUAGGGGCCAAAGACCAGACCCUAGGGGCCAAACACCAGAACCCAGGGGCCAAACACCAGACCCUAAAGGCUAAAGACCAGACCCCAGGGGCCAAUGACCAGACCCUAGGGGCCAAACACCAGAAUCUAGGGGCCAAACACCAGACCCCAGGGGCCAAAGACCAGACCCCAGGGGCCAAAGACCAGACCCUAGGGGCCAAAGACCAGAACCCAGGGGCCAAAGACGAGUCCCUAGUGGCCAAAGACGAGUCCCUAGGGGCCAAAGACCAGAACCCAGGGGCCAAAGACCAGAACCUAACGUCCAAAGACGGGGCCCUGGGGAGGGCGAGCAGGGCGGAAGAAGAGAAGAUCAAACUGAGAGAGCAAAUCACGUCUCAGGGCUCCCGACUGCGUGACCUCGACCUCCAGCUGUCGUCGGUGGACCGGCAGAUCCAGGAGCUGGAGGGCCAGCAGACGGAGAGACCGGCCCGGCCGGACAGCCGGCGGUCGUCCCAAGAACAGGAGGAGGAGGAGGAGGAGAGGGAGGAGGUGCUGUUCUGGGAGCAGCAGCUGCAGGCGGAGCUGGGCUUCGAGGGGGACAUCCAGACCCAGUUCCUGGAGCUGCGGGAGAAAGCCCGGCAGUGUAAGGCCGAACUAGAGGAGUACCGGUGCAGGAUGCAGCGGCUGGCCUUCACCGCUGGGGCGACACCGCCCGUCCAGAAGACAGUGGGGGAGGGGGAGGACCGCGGGACCCUGGGAAAAGGAGUCACCGAGAUCAGCCUCGCAGUGGAAACGUGUGAGGCGGCGGGCGGCAGAGAUACGGGCAGGAAGGAGACGCCCAGCCAGCCUCACGCUCCAGUGCCCCCAGAGCAGAUAAAGGAGAGGCGGCUGACCGGACCCACGGAGCUUGGGGAGUGGUGGAAGCGCUGGUCUGAGACCCAGAGCAAGGCAGCAGCGCCUCCAGCCCCAGUGCACCGCUCAGAGCUCACCAUCUACCUGGGCAGCGCCAAGGUUUAGAGUAGGGAUGCACCGAAAUGAAAAUUCUUGGCCGAAACCGAAACCGAAUAUACUGAAACAGUUGGCCGAAGGCCGAAACCGA
Molecule: messenger RNA, 2051 nt
Organism: Gadus morhua (Atlantic cod)
Lineage: Eukaryota; Metazoa; Chordata; Actinopteri; Gadiformes; Gadidae
Gene: rassf11
Product: Ras association domain family member 11
Exons: 2
Coding region: 29-1969 (646 amino acids)
Biological process (GO): signal transduction
Source: RefSeq, a predicted model, not a curated record